GGUGUUACCCUCUCUGACAGGUUUGAGGCUGUGAGCUGGUUGCAGUCCAUCACAGAGCAGUGUGAGAGCGAUGCAGGGACAGCGAGACACGACCGAGAGAUGGCACUGAAUGCAAAGAAGCAGCUGAUCCAGUGUUCGGACCCCGUGGAGAAGCUACGUCUUCAGUGUCUGUCCCGGGGCUCGGCUGGUAUCAAAGGCCUUGGCAGAGUAUUCCGCAUCAUGGAUGAUGACAACAAUCGGACACUUGACUUUAAGGAGUUUUCAAAAGGUCUGAGUGAUUAUGGUGUGCUUUUGGAGAAGGAAGAUGUGGAAGCAUGUUUCAAACAUUUUGACAAAGAUUCAAGUGGAACCAUUGACUUUAAUGAGUUUCUGAUGGCUCUGCGGCCUCCCAUGUCCAACGCAAGGAAAGAAAUAAUUGCAAAGGCCUUUCGGAAACUGGACAAGACAGGAGAUGGUGUGAUAACCAUUGAGGAUUUACGUGGUGUAUACAAUGCCAAACAUCACCCUAAGUAUCAGAACGGCGAGUGGACAGAGGAACAGGUCUUCAAGAUUUUCCUGGAUAAUUUUGACUCGCCUGACGAUAAGGAUGGAAUUGUCACCAAAUUUGAAUUUUUAAACUACUACUCAGGAGUGAGUGCCUCCAUUGACAAUGAUGCCUAUUUUGUCCUAAUGAUGAAGAGUUCCUGGCGAUUAUGAUGGCUUUCCCAUUUUCCUGUUUGCAGAUUGGAGCAGAUCUUGAUUGGAUCACCUCCUGCAGAUUCCCAGAUUCUGACACUCAGUGACAUGGCUUUGCAGUUGUAACUCUCUGUUUCCUGUGAUCUCUCGUGCCUUCUGUUUGUGAUCCCUCCUUGCAGUGAGGGUGUUCCUGCCGAAACUCUGGAUGCUAACAUUGGAGACAGCCUAGUGCUGCUGGUGAAAUUCUGAAUGAUUCUGUUCUGGAUAACCCAGCUGUUUUCUCACUGUGAGUCGGAGGGGGCAGUUUGCAACACCAUGUUCUGCAACAAACUCAGUCCCCUCUCUUUGCAAAAGUGUCUCUGGAGCUGAGACCCACAGACAGGUGGGCACUCUGCAUAAGCAAUGAUAGGGCCAGCUGGUGCCAUAGCAGUGGUCAUAAAACCAUAAGAUUGCAGAAAAAGGAGGAGGCCAUACAGCCCCUUGAGCCUACUCCACCAUUCAAUAGGAUCAUGGCUGAUCUGACAUUCCUCAUGUCAACUUUCCUGGUAACCCUUUCUUCCCUGACUGAUCAAGAAGAUAUCACAGCCUUAAAUAUGCCCUCGCAGCUCUCUGUGACAAGCAGUUCCAAAGGCACUCAACUUUCCGAGAGAAGACAUUCCUCACCUCAGUCGUAAAUUGGUGCCCCUUUAUUCUGAAAUUUUGUCUUCUGGUCCUAGACUCUCCCAAUGAGAAAUACUCUCGUCAAUGUUUACCCUGUCAAGCAUGCCCUUGCAUCCUCAUCAGCUGUUGCUCUGUCCACUGGCCCUAGCUCUGUGCCAUAUCGGCAUUGCCCAGUUCUCAAUGGGCCACAGGGGCAAAUUACCUGAGGCAAGAAAGUAACUCAAUCCACAGAUGAGCAAGGACAGUCCAUCCUGACCUUAGGAAGCUCAGUAUGGGGACAGGACCAGUGUCAAAGAAGGUUUUCUCUGUAUCCAGCCCAAUGCUGUCCUUUCGGCGGGACGGGGGAACUUAGAGUAAAUAGAUGGCUCAGGUACCACACCCCCAUCCUGACACAGGGCUUUUGCCUUAAACAUUGACUUUGCUGCCACUCGGAUGCUGUCUGACCUGCUGUGCUUUUCCAGCUCCACAUCUGGCUUUGAGCAUCUGAAGUCCUCACUGUCCCCGUGCUGUCCCUAUCCUGGGAAUAGUAGGGUCAGGAAUGUACUGCCUGAGAGUGGGGGGGGGGGUGCAGGGUCACUCGAGGGGUUAGGGUCUGGGAUGUACUGUCUGAGAGUGUGGGGGGAGGCAGGUUCACUCGAGGGGUUAGGGUCUGGGAUGUACUGUCUGAGAGUGUGGGGGGAGGCAGGUUCACUCGAGGGGUUAGGGUCUGGAAUGUACUGUCUGAGAGUGUGGGGGGGUGCUCAGGUUCACUCGAGGCUUUCGAAAGGGAAUCUGGAGAACCAGGUGAGCUGGAACAAUGUGCAGGUUCAUGGAGUGGAGAGAAGAAUGAUAUUUGAUGUUCGUUUGGAGAGUCAGUGCAGAGACAGUGGGUUGAAUGGUUUUCUUCUAACUAUAGAUUUCUGGUUGUUUUGGUUAAAACGCUCUUGCCUGGUCCCUGUGUAAUGUACUACACAAUCAAUCCUGUUGUUACUCUCUGGGUUCACAUCCUUCGAUCUCAAGUUUGAACCUUCUCCUCCCUAUUCCCACUGCAUUGUUGACCAGUUCUCAGUCCUGCCAUGGAAAAUUUUGGGUACUGUCACCCUUCCUCAACUUUACCUUCCACUUCCCAUCUCGGCUCCCUUACAUGAAGAAGUAUGUCGUGUUGGAGGCCAUUCAGAGGAAAUUCUCUUGAUUGAUUCCAGAGAUGGUGGGUUGGGGGUGUAACAGUUUACCCCCAAACUGUCUGGUGUUUAGAAGAAUGAGAGGAAAUCUAAUUGAGGGUAAUUGACAAAAUCAAUGUGGAGCCGAUGUUACCUCCUGUGGGACAAUCUAGAAUGAGUCCUCAGUUUAGGAUGACUGGAGGCAGAUUUAAAACAGAGAUGAGGAGAAAUUACUUCCCUGAAUGGUUGUGGAAUUCCCUCCCUCAAAGUGUGGUGGAUGUUGGCACAUUGAGUGGUGGGUUAAAGAAUUAUUGAGAAUGGGUUGAGGGAAAGUGGAGUUGAGGUUGAGAUGUGAUCAACCAUUUAAUACCAUCAUGGUUCGAACGGCUGAAUGGCCUACUGCUCCUGAGUUUGAAUGUUUUUGCUGUCCCUUCACUCCAGACCCUACUGCUGCAAACCACUGUCCAAUCUCCAGCCUCUCUCUUCUCAAUUCCUCAAGUAAGUCCUUGCCUCUGAAGUCUGUACCCACCGUCUAUGGAAUUGGCUGUUUAAAUCCUUCAAUCCCCGCACGAUGCUGAAACAGCUCCCCUCCACAUCACAAAAUAUAUCCCAUGUGACUGUCACAAAGAUAAACAUUCCCUCUUCGUCCUUCUCGAACUGUCUGCAGCCUUUGACCUAUGACAGUGCCAUCCUUCUCCAAUACAAUCCUUUGCCGAAUGGGAUCUGUCAAUGAUUCUUACCCAGUCAGUCACGAGUCGACAAUCGGCUCCAAUUCCACUCCUGCAUUCCCAUGGUCCCAGAGGCUAGAUUUUGGCACUGUCCAUUUCUCAUCUGCCUUUUUGUCUAAACAACAUCUUGAUGUUCCAAGUCUCAUCCUUGUUUUCUGUUCCUUCAACCCUCCCUAUCUCGAAGAUGUAUUCGAGUCCUGACAACUCUUUAUGGUCUGACUCAACUUCAUUAUCCCCAGUUUGAAUGGUCCCAGCAUUGGACCUUUCGCUGGCCAGCCUCAUAACUUUAUGAGUCCUAAACCUAUCUGCUUUAUCUCUGCUUUAAGAUGCUUCUUAAAGCCUUCCACUGUGACUGUACUGUGGUUACCCGCCUUAAUAUUUCCUCAUGUUGGAUGUCAAAUUCCAAACUCAAAUUCAAAAACCAUUUUAAAAUUCUCAAUGGUCAUCAUUACUGUCCUCCUUUGAAUUGAAAUCCCAAUGUACUGUAGCCACUUCUCCCCUGCCCAGUCACACUCAGUUCGUUGGCUUCAGCUAAAUCCCACACUGUGGUUCUGGAUGUUCAUAUCUCUUCCUGAUUGAAUACCACAUUGUGGUUUGUGUCCCAGCAAUUCCACACUCUGCCAUUAUCUGCCAACACUUUGUUCAAAGAAACUCACAAAUUGUUUCUAUGAACUCUCUCUUCAGUUUACAGUUGCUGACUUGGUUUUUCCAGGCUUGAUUGAAAAUGCCCGUGAUGAUUGUGACUUUGUUAUAUAUUCUUGUUUUGUCCAGAUUUGGAAGACUGUGUCCUUGCUGAUUCCAGCCCUCUCUGUGAUGAUCUGAAGUGAAGCCAGUCUGGCCCACCACCUUGUUGUCACAUUUGGUUCUGUGAUGGGUGUUGGACCUCACAUUAAUCCCUAAGACGUUCUACUUCCACCUGUGCAUUAUUGGCCAUCUUCACCCCUAUUGCAGCUGAUUCUUGGUCUUUCUACCCUCUUGUGCCAAUUAUUACAGCACAGUCUCAGCCUCUCCCCCAUUUUAUCCUUCGUUAAUGUGAGGCUGCCCAGCACACUGCUAUCUGUAGUGUAACAUCCAGCAAACCCUUCCCGGUAUCCCCCUGGUCCCGGAUUUACAUCGGUCCUGGCUCUCUCACUGCCUGGGCAUUUACAAUGUCUAUAAGGCCUCCCCUCAGCCUCCCACACUCCAGGGUGAACAGGUUCCUGCCUCUCAUAACUUGAACCUUCCAGACUCAGUAACAUCCAUGUAAAAGCUGUUAGUUAAAUACAAGUGUGAGGUGAUGCACUUUGGUAGGAGUAACCAGAAGGCAAAGUACUGGGCUAAUGGUAAGAUUCUUAGCAGUGUAGAUGAGCAGAGAGAUCUCGGUGUCCAUGUACACAGAUCCUUGAAAGUUGUCACCCAGGUUGACAGGGCUGUUAAGAAGGCAUACAGUGUUUUAGCUUUUAUUAAUAGAGGGAUCGAGUUCCGGAACCAAGAGGUUAUGGUGAAGCUGUACAAAACUCUGGUGCGGCCGCACUUGGAGUAUUGUGUACAGUUCUGGUCACCGCAUUAUAGGAAGGAUGUGGAAGCUUUGGAAAGGGUGCAGAGGAGAUUUACUAGGAUGUUGCCUGGUAUGGAGGGAAGGUCUUACGAGGAAAGGCUGAAGGACUUGAGGCUGUUUUCGUUAGAGAGAAGAAGGUUGAGAGGUGACUCAAUAGAAACAUAUAAAAUAAUCAGAGGGUUAGAUAGGAUGGAUAGGGAGAGCCUUUUUCCUAGGAUGGUGAUGGCGAGCACGAGGGGGCAUAGCUUUAAAUUGAGGGGUGAAAGAUAUAGGACAGAUGUUAGAGGUAGUUUCUUUACUCAGAGAGUAGUAAGGGAAUGGAACGCUUUGCCUGCAACAGUAGUAGAUUCGUCAACUUCAGGUACAUUUAAGUCGUCAUUGGACAAGCAUAUGGACGUAGAUGGAAUAGUGUAGGUUAGAUGGGCUUGAGAUCGGUAUGACAGGUCGGCACAACAUCGAGGGCCGAAGGGCCUGUACUGUGCUGUAAUGUUCUAUGUUGUUUGUAACCCAAGGCCCUGGGCUAAUGUGAUGUGUUUUCAGCAGAGGACACAUCUGUGGUGUAGGAUAUGAAUGGGGGCUGGAUGUGAACUUCCUGACAGUACCUGGAGGUGUGGGAUCAUCAUUCCGAGCCCCCUCCUCAUUCUCUACCACAGUGACAGGGAAGAGACAACUUGGGAACAACAAAGUUCGUUGGCAGCAACUCAUCUGUCUGUUUCUCUGUCUCAGGCUCUUUUUCAGGCUUUGUUCCCGUCUCCAUCACUGUCUCAGGCUCCUGCUUCCUCCGUGUUUCUAGCCCUUGCUCUGUUUCCUGCUGAAAAUGUGAAAGAAAAUAAACAGAAGCA
Stegostoma tigrinum is the source of this 5581-nucleotide messenger RNA. RefSeq names its product calcyphosine-like b (gene capslb). Gene Ontology annotation, molecular function: calcium ion binding. NCBI's taxonomy places the organism in Eukaryota, Metazoa, Chordata, Chondrichthyes, Orectolobiformes, Stegostomatidae. The transcript is spliced from 4 exons. The coding region runs from base 100 to 696 and encodes 198 amino acids. The record is from RefSeq and is a predicted model, not a curated record.